Molecule: messenger RNA, 2356 nt
Organism: Orcinus orca (killer whale)
Lineage: Eukaryota; Metazoa; Chordata; Mammalia; Artiodactyla; Delphinidae
Gene: GPR137
Product: G protein-coupled receptor 137
Exons: 7
Coding region: 860-2047 (395 amino acids)
Biological process (GO): negative regulation of bone resorption; negative regulation of osteoclast differentiation; positive regulation of TORC1 signaling
Cellular component (GO): lysosomal membrane
Source: RefSeq, a predicted model, not a curated record
UGGCCGGACGCGGCGCAGCCCGAGCGUCACGGUCGCUCGCCGCCUCUUGUAACCCCUGACGCCCGCCGGCGGCGCAAGUCGCGCCAAUUCUCGAACGGUUCCGCGCCGGGCGCGGCGCGGUUCUGCGUAGCAGGGGCCAGACUCUGAGCAAUUUGCGUAGCGAACGGCGGCCGCGCAGGCGCAGGAGGGGGCGGAGCAGCGGGAGCCGGGGAGCCGGAGCCCCGCGUCCCAGCGACCGGAGCCGGCUACCCAUCGGCGGCCUGAGGACCCGGCGUCGGCCUCCUCCCGCCCCCCGCGGCUGGGGAGUAGACGCAGUGGGGGGUGGGGUGGGGGCAGCGUCCGGAAUCCCGAGGACGGAAGGCAGAGGCCCUCCCCAUCCGGAUUGUUGGAGGGGAAAGAGUCCCCCAGUUUGGGGAGGGGGAGAGCCAGGCGUUGAGCGUCCCCAGCAGCGGCCGCUACCCUGAGCAGACUGGCGUUGGCCGGCUCUCCCCCUCCUGCCAGGACGACUCCAGCGACCAAGACCAGGGACCCCUCUUCUUCAGACUCUGCACCUCCACCCCUCUCCCCACCCCCGGCUCUGAGGCUGGCCCAGAGAGCAGUGCUCCCAUCCCCCUCUGCCCUGGAGAGGAAAGGCUGUCCUUCCACACCCCUGAGUGAGGGGCCCAGGUUGCCUGUGCCCCGCAAAGGCAAGGGUCCCUCUAUUCAGGGGGGGAGGGCCUGGCCAGCCACAACUUCUUUUCCCCUGAGCUCCCCAUCUCUGUCUCUGCACCCUACAACUCCCACCCCUCCGUAUUUAUUUCCCUGGCCCCCUGCCAGCCCCUCCAUCUCUGUCUCCGGGAUUCAGGCCUCCCUCCCUGACAUGGAGAGUAACCUGUCUGGCCUGGUGCCUGCUGCUGGGCUGGUGCCUGCGCUGCCGCCCGCCGUGACCCUGGGGCUGACUGCGGCCUACACCACUCUGUACGCCCUGCUCUUCUUCUCCGUCUAUGCCCAGCUCUGGCUGGUGCUCCUGUAUGGGCACAAGCGUCUCAGCUAUCAGACGGUGUUCCUGGCACUCUGUCUGCUCUGGGCUGCUUUGCGUACCACCCUCUUCUCCUUCUACUUUCGAGAUACACCCCGAGCCAACCGUCUGGGGCCACUGCCCUUCUGGCUUCUCUACUGCUGUCCUGUCUGCCUCCAGUUCUUCACACUGACGCUUAUGAACCUCUACUUUGCCCAGGUGGUGUUCAAGGCCAAGGCAAAGCGUCGGCCAGAGAUGAGCCGAGGCUUGCUGGCUGUCCGAGGGGCCUUCGUGGGGGCCUCGCUGCUCUUUCUGCUGGUGAAUGUGCUGUGUGCAGUGCUGUCCCGCCGGCGCCGGGCACAGCCCUGGGCCCUCCUGCUGGUGCGCGUCCUGGUGAGCGACUCCCUGUUUGUUAUCUGCGCACUCUCUCUUGCCGCCUGCCUCUGCCUUGUCGCCCGGCGGGCUCCCUCCACCAGCAUCUACCUGGAGGCCAAGGGGACCAGCGUGUGCCAGGCAGCUGCGAUGGGUGGCGCCAUGGUUCUGCUCUAUGCCAGCCGGGCCUGCUACAACCUGGCGGCCCUGGCCUUGGCCCCCCGGAGCCGGCUGGACGCCUUCGAUUAUGACUGGUACAACGUCUCUGAUCAGGCGGACCUGGUGAACGACCUGGGGAACAAAGGCUACCUGGUGUUUGGCCUCAUCCUCUUUGUGUGGGAGCUGCUGCCCACCACCCUGCUGGUGGGCUUCUUCCGGGUGCACCGGCCCCCGCAGGACCUGAGCACCAGCCACAUCCUCAACGGGCAGGUCUUUGGCUCCCGUUCCUACUUCUUCGACCGGGCACACUGCGAGGAUGAGGGCUGCUCUUGGGAGCACAGCCGGGGUGAGAGCACCAGCAUGUCAGGCAGCCUAGGCUCCAGCAGCUGGUACGGUGCCAUCGGGCGGGAGCCAGGCUGGUGCGGGGGCAGCCAGACGCGGACCACUCCUCUGCUCUUCUCCCAGGUUCUGGGACCAGGCAGCCACCAUCACAGUCUCUACUCUACCCCACAGACGUGAUCCCCCUUCAUCUCCCCGCAGAACACCCAGACCCCAGUCCCUCCCACCCCAGACCCCUGUGCCAAGUUCAUCUGCCGCUUCUUGCCUGGGAUCCCGGGGGCUGUGACUGCCUCUUUCCCAGGCCGGCUCCUUGCUACUCCUGUUGUAGUGAGCUUGUGCUGUCCCCGAGGAUGGGGGGCAUGGCCCUGGCUGCCAGAGGCUCAUAGCAGCCUGGCAUGAUCUACCACCUCUGCUUCCACACCAGAGCCAGCUACCUGUCCUGUGCCUGCCACUCAAUAAACAGUGUCUGUGCCCCGAGUCUAUUCACUG